CGGCCCCAGCAGCAGCAGCAGCAGCAGCACAAAUACAGCACAAGAUGACCGAGCAAGUUCAUAUAACGACGGGCUGAAGAGACCUCUUGUGUUGUGGAGAGGUGACAUGGAAUGCACAGAAAGGUGUAGACCUGCCUUCAAAGCAUUGCUGAGACCACCAAAGAGGGUCUUGGGGCACUAAAACAGAUAAAGACAGCAUUGAAUAGCAGACAGUCACUCUCACAAAGCAGACAUGACCCCACAAGAGCAGCACCUGGCAGAGUGUGAGGCUGACGAUGGGGAUAAAGAAGGGGCAGAUGCACCCUUGGCUCAAGCCCGUCCAGUAGCCAUUACUGCACCAGAUGGUGGCUGGGGUUGGGUGGUCCUGAUGGCCUCCGUAGUGGUUCUGGCCCUGACACUGGCUUUUCCAUCUUGUAUGGGCAUCUUCUACACAGAUCUUCAGAAACAGUUCAGUGCCAGCAACAGCGUAACAUCCUGGGUGCCAUCUAUAAUGACUGCAGUCCUACAUGCUGGAGGUCCACUGUGCAGUGUGUUGGUGGAACGAUUUGGUUGUCGAGCAACUGUGAUGCUGGGAGGAGUCUUGAGUGGAUUGGGGAUGGCAGCCAGUGCCUUUACAAAUUCCAUCAUCGAGCUUUACAUCACUGCAGGGUUAAUUACAGGCCUAGGGUUUUGUUUCAGCUUCCAGCCUGCGGUCACUAUUCUGGGCCACUACUUUGUGCGUCGUCGAGUCUUUGCCAAUGCUGUGUCCUCCACAGGCACAGCUCUGGGCCUGUCAACGCUGCCCAUGCUGAGUCACUAUCUGCACAUUGAACUGGGCUGGAGGGGCAGUUUCCUUGUGCUCGGGGGUAUACUACUCAACAGCUGUGUCUGUGGAGCUGUUAUGAGGCCACUGGGCCCACGAAAGCCCAGAGCAUCUAAACGGUUGAGCAAUGGCACUGCUGCAGCAAGUGAAGAGGGCCUGAAAGGACAUAUGUUGGUGCUGUGGAACAAUUUAGUGUCUUCUUUACGUUGCCACAUGGCCUUUGAUCAGUUUUGCAAUAACCGGCGUUUUCGCGUCUUCUCGCUGGGCAUCACCUGGAUGAUGCUGGGAUUUGUAGUGCCACUGAUUUUCCUCAUUCCUUAUGCCACAGAUAACGGCAUGGAUCAGAAAGAGGCUGCCCUGCUGCUCAACAUCUUGGGCUUCAUCAAUGUCAUUGUGCGGCCACCCAUAGGGCUGCUUUUCAACCUCUCCUGGUUCAAGGUCCGCCAUGUCUACGUGUUCUCCAUAGCUCUUCUGCUGAAUGGACUGAGUAACAGCAUAUGCUGCAUCGCGCCCAGUUUUUCAGUGCUCUUGCUUUAUAUGCUGAGUUAUGGCCUGACGAUGAGUGUGGUGGGCUCACUGGUUUUCACUGUGCUAAUGGACAUAGUGGAUAUGACCCACUUUCCCUCUGCACUUGGCUUGCUGGCUAUCAUGGAGAGCGUCACGCUGCUGAUUGGGCCGCCACUUGCAGGUUAUCUGGUGGACAAAACUGGAAAGUACACAUAUGUGUUUGUGGCCUCCAGUAUCACAGUGGCCUCUUCGGCUUUGUUUCUUUUAGUGUCCUUUUAUUUCCUGGACCGCCAUGAUGCAGCCCAGAAGGAGCCAUCACCUUCCCCAGGGUCAGCAGCUUUUCAACCUUCAGACUGCCAGUACAUCAGAGUCUCCGCAGGUGCAGCAGACAAGCACACCGCCAUUAAAACCGAGCGUGUUACUAGUGUAUGAACUGUAUCCAUUCAGGGCUGAAGGUCUGGGAUAGUGUGGCCCUUAACAAAGAAUAUGCAUAUUAUCUUCAAGCUUUUUUUGGUCAUAGUUUAGUCAUUUAGCUUAUGAUAUUCUUUAAUAUACAAUGUAGGAUUUGUAAGGUUUUGGGCAUUCAGAGAAGUCUAUAUUGCUAUGAUUAAGGAAAAAUUGUUGUGCACACUUUUAUAUUUGUAGCCUCUCCAGUUUAUGAAUGCUGCAAUCAGUUGUCAGUUUCACUGUCAAAUUCUGGGAUAACACAGCAUUAAAAAGGCACAAAGCUCCUCGUUCAGCUGCCAUGUGUCAGGUGUACUACCGAUUGCACUUAUGAUUUUACACUUAGUUUUAUUUGUGUGGUUCCCUUUUCUGGAAAAUUUUCUGGUUUACCCACCUGAAAAGCAAAUUUGUUUUUUUGACAUUUUUGCCUGCGUACAAUUCCUGACUGCAGGAAACCAACAAACAUCACAGUAACUUCAUCAGUAACAGGUCCUAGUUCAGUGAGACAAACUGAUACAGAACCAUUGCACAGGGAGGUCAUCAAACCUCUGACAAAUCAAAAGCACUUACUAUCAAUGUUUUACAUUUCAGCAUUAUCGUACAUAUCUGUACACAGCUGUUAACUAAAACACAACACUAACUUGAAGUUAAGGGUAUUUCUCAAAAUCAUCUUUGCACUGUUAUAUGGUUGUCUGAGUCUGUUUCACUGGUAAUGUCUAAUGGUGUCCAGGGAUUGUGCACAAAUCAGUGCUGUAUAAUGGAGUAUUUAUGUAGUCCCAGGUUUUUGGGAAUAAAGGCCAAAGUUUCUUCUGGUUUUGUUGCAAUACUGUGAGACUCAUAUAAACAUGUGUUAACAUUUAUUGUUAAUAAUUUUUUUAUCUUAAAUACUGUAAUUUUCUCUGUCAUGCUUCUUUUGCUGUUCUGUGCAUUUGCCAAAGUUGAAAGAACAUCUAAAAGGAAGAAAGGGCUAAGUGUGUUUCUGUGGAGUAUAUCAUUUUAUAAUGUAGUUAAUUAGUAGAUGUUCUGUUUUUUCCUGAAGAAACAAUCCAAACUAAAUAUUAUUUUGUUUCAAAAAGCAAAUGUGCUGUUGAAAAUAAAUUCUCUUUGCACUAUGAA
This is a messenger RNA of Pygocentrus nattereri (red-bellied piranha), 2869 nucleotides long. RefSeq names its product solute carrier family 16 member 5a (gene slc16a5a). Gene Ontology annotation, biological process: monocarboxylic acid transport; transmembrane transport. The coding region runs from base 233 to 1741 and encodes 502 amino acids. Gene Ontology annotation, molecular function: monocarboxylic acid transmembrane transporter activity. The transcript has 5 exons. The record is from RefSeq and is a predicted model, not a curated record. Lineage: Eukaryota; Metazoa; Chordata; Actinopteri; Characiformes; Serrasalmidae.